UCGUUGGUUCUGGUUCUUCAUUAGGUGAAUCUGGUCCAGCCGGUGUUAUUAUUGCUUAUGCCAUUAUUGGUACUAUGAUUUACUGUACUGUUCAAUCUUUAGGGGAAUUAGCUGUUACUUUCCCAGUUGCUGGUGCUUUCGUUACUUAUAAUUCUAGAUUUAUUGAACCAUCAUGGGGUUUCUCUAUGGCUUGGAACUAUGCUAUGCAAUGGUUAAUUGUUUUACCAUUAGAAUUGGUUGCUGCUGCUAUUACUAUUAAAUUUUGGGAUGCUACUACCAAUUCUGCUGCUUUUGUUGUUAUAUUUUAUGUUUUAAUCUGUUCUAUUAACUUCUUCGGUGUUAGAGGUUAUGGUGAAGCUGAAUUCUUUUUCUCAUUAGUUAAAGUUUUAGCUGUUUCAGGUUUUAUCAUUUUAGGUAUAAUUUUAGCCGCUGGUGGUGGUCCAAGUCAUGAAUAUAUUGGAGGUAAAUACUGGACUAACCCAGGUGCUUUCUCCAAUGGUUUCAAAGGUGUUUGUUCAGUCUUUGUUACUGCUGCUUUCGCUUUUGGUGGUACCGAAUUAUGUGGUUUAGCUGCUGCUGAAACUGCCAAUCCAAGAAAAUCUUUACCAAAGGCUACUAAACAAGUUUUCUGGAGAAUUACUUUAUUCUAUAUUGUUUCUUUAACUCUUGUUGGUUUAUUAGUUCCAUGGAAUGAUCCAAGAUUAAUCUCUAACUCAUCAGUUGAUGCUUCAGCUUCUCCAUUCGUCAUUGCCAUUAAGAAUGCUGGUAUCUCUGGUUUACCAUCUGUUAUGAAUGUUGUUAUUAUGAUUUCCGUUUUAUCAGUUGGUAACUCUUCGGUUUACGGUUCUUCAAGAACUUUAGCUGCUUUAGCUGCUUCUGGUCAAGCUCCAAAGAUUUUAGGUUACAUUGAUAAACAAGGUAGACCAUUAGUUGCUAUUAUUGUUCAAUGUGUAUUUGGUUUAUUAUGUUUUAUUACUGCUUCUAAUCAAUCUGGUAAUGUUUUCAACUGGUUAUUAGCUUUAUCAGGUUUAUCAUCAUUAUUCACUUGGGGAUCUAUUAAUGUUUGUUUAAUUAGAUUCAGAAGAGCUUUGAAGGUUCAAGGUAGAGAUACCAGUGAAUUAUCAUUCACUUCUCAAGUUGGUGUCUACGGUGCUGCUUAUGGUGCUAUUAUCAUUAUUUUAGUAUUAAUUGCUCAAUUCUGGAUUGCCUUAUGGCCAUUAGGUGGAUCACCAAAUGCUUCUGAUUUCUUCAUGUCAUACUUGGGUGCACCAGUUGUUAUUGUGUUCUGGUUAUUCCAUAAAUUAUGGAAGAGAGAAUGGAGACUUUUCAUUAGAGCCAAGGAUAUUGAUAUUGACACUGGUAGAAGAGAAUUAGAUUUAGAUUUAUUGAAACAAGAGAUUGCCGAAGAAAAGGCCAUUUUAGCUACCAAGCCUCUUUAUUUCAGAAUCUGGAACUUCUGGUGUUAAGUUCACCCUCACAAUUGCAAUUGGUCAAACUUGCGAAUACCUGUAUUUAUACUGCUUUAAUUCUACUUCACUAUUUAUACUAUUUAUAGUUUUAAUUAAUAUUAUCUGAGUUUAAGA
Messenger RNA from Scheffersomyces amazonensis, 1583 nucleotides. It is a transcript of the gene GAP2, whose product is annotated as amino acid permease. Gene Ontology annotation, biological process: amino acid transmembrane transport. The record is from RefSeq and is a predicted model, not a curated record. NCBI's taxonomy places the organism in Eukaryota, Fungi, Ascomycota, Pichiomycetes, Serinales, Debaryomycetaceae. Gene Ontology annotation, cellular component: membrane. The transcript has a single exon. Bases 75 to 1466 code for a protein of 463 amino acids. Gene Ontology annotation, molecular function: amino acid transmembrane transporter activity.